Molecule: messenger RNA, 1473 nt
Organism: Grus americana (Whooping crane)
Lineage: Eukaryota; Metazoa; Chordata; Aves; Gruiformes; Gruidae
Product: transmembrane ascorbate-dependent reductase CYB561
Exons: 6
Coding region: 161-922 (253 amino acids)
Cellular component (GO): lysosomal membrane
Molecular function (GO): oxidoreductase activity
Source: RefSeq, a predicted model, not a curated record
GGACGUGGGCCCCUGGCACUGGGACUCGCUGGCCCUGGCUGGCGGGGAGUGGGAGAGGUGGCUGUGCUGCUGGCGGCAGCGGCGGCAGCUCUGAUCCCUGGGCCAGCGAGGAGCACCAGGGGAUAACCCAGCACGAAGCACGACGUGGGUGCAGGCCGGCAUGGACGGGGCUCUGCCGCCUGCCAGCCCCACCGGGCUCUCGGCGUACGUGGCCGUGUCACAACUGCUGGGCCUGACGCUGCUGGCCACCACGGGCGCCUGGCUGGGCCGCUACCGGGGCGGCGUGGCCUGGCACAGCCCCCUCCAGUUCAACGUCCACCCCCUCUGCAUGGUGCUGGGCAUGGUUUUCCUCCAAGGUGACGCUCUCCUGGUCUACCGGGUCUUCAGGCACGAAGCCAAGCGUUCCACCAAGGUGCUGCACGCAGUGCUCCACGGCCUGGCGCUGGUCAUCGCCCUCGUUGGCAUCGUCGCCGUCUUUGAGUCCCACCGGACCAAGGGCAUCCCUGACAUGUACAGCCUGCACAGCUGGUGCGGGAUGGCCGCCUUCGUGCUUUACCUCCUGCAGUGGCUCCUGGGCUGCGGUUUCUUCCUGCUCCCCGGUGCCUCCUCCUCGCUGCGUGGGCGGUACAAACCCCAGCACGUCUUCUUCGGCAUCGCCCUCUUUGCCCUCUCCAUUGCCGCCUGCUUGCUGGGUAUCACCGAGAUGCUGCUCUUCAACAUCAAGGAUUCCUACAGGCACUUUGUGCCCGAGGGUGUCUUGGCCAACACCCUGGGGGUGCUGCUGUUGGCCUUUGGGCUAGUGGUGGGCUACGUGCUGACACGGGACGACUGGAAGCGCCCGCCGCUGGCUGAGGAGCUGGCCCUCUCCAUGGACUUCAAGACCCUUACAGAGGGUGAGAGCCCCGACGGUGGCAGCCAGUGAUGCCCCCAGCUCCCCGGUCCCCGGCACAGGCACCUCGUGGUGUCUGUGGGAUGUCCCCAUGUACCCCGUCUGGGGGCUCUGCCUGGCUCGGGGUGACAAGGACAGCUGGGGAAGGACAUGCUUGUUGGUGUAACGCUGCCCGUUGGGUUCAGCCUCGCUUGGGCUUAAUCCUCUGCUCUGCCCCGUGCAGCCCCCGGUGCCCCCCCCAGCCUGUCCCCAGCCCUGUGGGGCCGGCGGUGCUGCAGGCAGGGGCAGGGGCUGGCAGCAUCACUGGGGCGUGAGGGACGGGGGGGGUCCCUGGGCUCUGCUCUGGGCAUCGGGGUGGGAGCGAGCGGCUGAAGCCCAAAGCCCAUUCUGAUGCCGAUGGGCUGAGGGGAUGUUUGCCAUCAUCCAAAUUUCCCACUUGCUGCCCCUCAAAGGGCUCCCUGGGGGCUCAGAGCAACCCAGUGUCUGUGCAGGUUCAGCCUCUUUGUGUCCAAAAAAUGUUUUCCCCUCUCGUGCGAUGUGUUGUCUGCUCAGUGGAUGUUCCUGACCUAAUAAAUGUUUGCAGC